This is a messenger RNA of Alternaria atra, 498 nucleotides long. RefSeq lists its product as uncharacterized. NCBI's taxonomy places the organism in Eukaryota, Fungi, Ascomycota, Dothideomycetes, Pleosporales, Pleosporaceae. The record is from RefSeq and is a predicted model, not a curated record. Gene Ontology annotation, cellular component: cytosolic large ribosomal subunit; ribosome. The transcript is spliced from 3 exons. Gene Ontology annotation, molecular function: large ribosomal subunit rRNA binding; structural constituent of ribosome. Bases 1 to 498 code for a protein of 165 amino acids. Gene Ontology annotation, biological process: translation.
AUGCCUCCCAAGUUCGAUCCCUCCGAGGUGAAGGUCAUUCACCUCCGUGCGACCGGUGGUGAAGUCGGUGCCUCAUCCGCGCUCGCCCCCAAGAUCGGUCCUCUCGGUCUCUCGCCCAAGAAGGUCGGUGAAGAUAUCGCCAAGGCCACUGGCGACUGGAAGGGUCUCCGUGUCACUGUCAAGUUGACCAUCCAAAACCGUCAAGCCGCCGUCUCCGUCGUUCCCUCCGCUUCCUCCCUCGUCAUCAAGGCCCUCAAGGAGCCUCCCCGUGACCGCAAGAAGGAGAAGAACAUCAAGCACACCAAGAGCGUUCCUCUCGAUGAGAUCAUCGCUAUUGCCCGCACCAUGCGCUUCAAGUCCAUGGCCAAGGACCUGAAGGGUACCGUUCUUGAGAUCCUCGGAACUGCUUUCUCCACUGGCUGCAAGGUCGAUGGCCGCAGCCCCAAGGACAUCUCGGACGACAUCAAGGCCGGCGAGAUCGAGAUUCCUGAGGAGUAA